CAAGCCAGCGCAAAACAGGGAGAAUGAGCGCUUGACAGCCGCCGCUCUGCUGGUGCAGAUUGUAAACUACAAAAUAAUAAUAGCAACAACACAUAUGCGUGAUUUACUCCCGGGAGAUUUCGGAUAGUUAGACCGGUUGCCUUUUUUUUGCUUUUAAUGGCCGCUGCCGUGAGGAAUAAUGUUUGGGUCGCUCCGGGGCAGGACGCGCAGUUUCUCCACAGGAGCGCCACCGCCGCGCCACCGACUGACGGUGCGAGGGGUGAGGAUCAUGGACAAGUGCCGUGCAACACGAGGGAUGCCAUCCCGGGAACUUCGUGCUUCCAUGAUUACAACGUGGCUAAGUCAGAGAUGGACAGCUACCUGUCUCCGCAUCCGCACGACAUAGUCACCUCCAAAAUGUUGUGUAGGGACGGCUCUCUGAUGCUGGAGCAGCCUUUCCCAGAGGACUUUGCGUCGCCUUACAGUGUCAACAUGAGCCUGCUCCUCCCUGACGUCACGUACCUGCACCCUGGUCUCUGCAGGACCGUGAGGCAGAUCAAAACAGAGCCGUCCCACUCCCUGAUGCACCCCCCCUGCCAGGGCCACGGGGUGCCGCCACCGGCUCUCCCGGGUGCUCUCAGCGCAGCCGACACGGCAAGCGGUAACUUUUUCAUCAAACAGGAAGUGCCCGAUUUCCAGGAUGUUCCCCUGUUUCAGCUCUUGAACUCUGACCUGGAACAGCUCAUUCAUGGGUCUCAGCUGAACUCCAUCCCCAUGGCACCGCUGAGUCUUCCAAAUGGGAACGUUCAUGUAGGCCCAGUGCCGCAUUCUGCAAAGCCCACAGGGAAUCCCCAGAGAGAGUGUUUCCAAUUCAAUCGGCAUUCAGGCCAUCAGCAGACACCGACCUAUUUGCCCCCUUCUCCGCCAAACUCUGAGCCCCCAAGUCCGGACAGGGGGAAGGAGCUCCUCCACAAUCUGUCCCCACCUCCCUCCUAUGAAGCCAGCAUCGCCUCUAAGUUAACAUUUCAGACCCACAAUCCCGUCGAUCCAAGACAGACUUCCAGUGUCGCUCCAAUCCAAGGUCCACACCAAAAUACCAGUGUCCGAUCAGUCCAAAGUCCAGGUGUUGGUCCACUCCAGCGUUCCAGCCUGACACCAGUUCACAGGGCACCAGGUCUGGGCCCUCUGUCCCCGGUGUUGGGGACAGAGUCAGCUUCACUUAGAUUCAACCGAAGGAAUAAUCCUGAUCUGGAGAGACGGCGGAUUCACCACUGUGACGUCCCAGGAUGUAAGAAGGUGUACACCAAGUCCUCUCAUCUAAAGGCCCAUCUACGGACCCACACAGGAGAGAAGCCUUACCAGUGCUCCUGGGAGGGAUGUGAGUGGCGCUUCGCUCGUUCCGAUGAGCUGACUCGCCAUUUCAGGAAACACACCGGUGCAAAGCCUUUCCAGUGUGGAGUGUGCAACCGCUGCUUCUCCCGCUCCGACCACCUGGCACUACACAUGAAAAGACACCAGCGCUAGAAACACCCUCCUGCAAAUCCAGUCAAUCGGGACAAACAUGGACAAAGAACUGACACAUUUUAAACAGUGGAUUAUUCCACUCACCUCCCAGUGGAGAUAUUCUUAGCAGUGCUGGCCCACACCUAAUUGUUUCUUUUAUUGUAAAGAGAAUUUAAUAUUAUCGUUGCCUUAUUUUAUUUCCAUGUAUGCAUCCCAAUAUUGGGGGAUAUGUCAGUUAAAACCUUAUAGCAAUGAAAUAGCAAUUAAUCUUCCUAAGCAUUGAUUUUCAUUCGAUUUUGGUUUCACUUCAAUGUAACUUUACAGCCAAGGAAGUUCAAUCCUUCAUUUUCAGGGUUUACGGGGUCUAGAUCAUAUCUAUAAUGUAUUAUAUGGGCAUUUAUUUAAAUAACUUAAACUAGCAAACUGCCACACUGUAAGUAUUGAGGUCGAUCAAGUAUUGUUAUGAACUGGAAGGUCAAAGACUGGGUUUGUUUAGUCCAGGAAGGUAGAAAAGUUUGUGUUUCAUAUAAAAAGUUGUAACAAAGCAGGUUGUAGAUUUCAGAAAGGACACAGCAGGAAGUUGAGAGAGUGAAUUUGGGAUGAGUCGUGGUGAAGGACGUGCCGAGUGCAGUGCAUGGAGCGCCAUCACUGCCCGUUAUUGGACACGUUGUCACAGAGAAUAAAUUAACUCCAAGCUAAACAGAUAAAGACAAGAAUGACACUCAGUAGAGCGUGCCCCCCCCCCCCCCCGCCAAGGCCCCACCGUCCUCCGUAAGUUCUGCACCAGAGCCGUCGUGUUCGUGUGGUCAUAGUUGGAAAACUAUUGAAGAUACAUAUAAACUGUUAAUUCCCUACUGAAUCCACAGUAAGUAAUCUACACAUUAAUGGUAGUGACCCACUCGUCACCAUAUUUGCACCAAAUUUUCUUAGUGAUCCUUGAAUUGUUCACUGCAACAUUGGUAAAAAUGUCAAAAUUCCCGGAUGAGCCUCUUUGUCUAGAUCCGCUCCAAAUUCUACAGAGUUCUUUCUCAGGCCAAGUGGCUAUUCAGUCAAUUUUGUGUAAUCGAACCAAUAAACAUAUAAAGAAAUGGACAGGGGUGAAAACAUAACCUCCAUGCUGGACGUAAUGAACGGUUUAUCUGAAAUGAAAGAAAGAUGAUGGUUGUGAGAUGUCACAUUCUGUUGGACGGCUUUGUAAAGGUUCGAUAUCUACACUGAAAAAAGAAAAAGCAUUAAAAAAUUCACACGAAUGAAAUAAGUUUUUACAAAUUCAAAAUAGCAAUUGUGUUGAUAUAUCCUGUUGAACAAACUUAAUUCAUUUGUGCCUUAUCAACUGAAGUAACCCUUGGAGUUGGUGCAACAAUGUUUUCUUGUUUCAGUGUGUGCCCUGGUGACAUAAUAUACACUUGGUUAAAUGUUAAAUUAAAAAUGUCAGGACUUUAAUGAUCAGAGAUAUUAUUUGAUUAUACUGAAAAGGUUUAAUUUAUUUUAAACUGCUUGUUUUCCCCCACGUUACUCAAGAGCCGCGCAGCAAUAUGUCCUCUUAGCGUCGGAGGAGGGCUCGGAGAACUGCUCACACAUAGUUUACAAGGGUUUGGAGUACAUGACAUUUAAGCAGCAGGUCAGAGUUAUUUUUUCUCCGCUGGAAGUCGUCGUGACAAGUGGUCGUCCGCUCAUCUUCAUUUUGUUGUGGUUGCAAAUCGUGCGUCCCAACAAACGAUAUUUUGUUCUGCUUGUAACAGGAUUACAACAUCCUAUCACUGAUGAUUUGUCUUCCCGAGUGGUUUCAAAGUGGUGUCUUUGAGUUGGAGCUUUCGUAUUUUUUUCAGACUGAGCACCUGCCAGUCUGAACAUCUGUGAAAGCUUUGGAUCUCUUUGACGACUGUCCAUGUUUUCAAACACCUUUUGAAAGUGCCUUUAACUGCUUCUUUCCCUUCUUCUCGUUUUUGGAUGAAUGAUAAACAGAGCGGCCCCGUGGGGACAAGUCUAUAAGUUGGCUGCCCCUCUGUAUCUCCAAGAGACAUCAAUUCCUACUUAUGACCAAAUUUAUUCAUAAUUUGAGUCGGAUUGAACAAAAUUUAGACGUUUCUUUAGUUUGUAUAUUUUGUCUGACGAUCCAAUGAUUGUUUUAUAAAGAUUUGAAACUUUUUUUUUUAAUUUGUUUUUUUUCAUAUUAUUGCUUGGCAAAGUCUAAGAAGGAUCCAAUUACAGGAUAUUGUCAAAGUCUACUCUGUCAUGAGUUUCUCCAGCCAAGGUAGCAGCUCAGUGGAGUAUCUGCCAGUAAAUUAUUGCAAUACUUUUAGAUAUAUAUACACACAUACAAGUAUUUUGACAUUGUUGACACAUGAAAGUUUUAUGAGACUUUGUGUCAUAUAAAAUGAAAAUGGAUACGAAAUUGGUCAAAUGUGCUUUGAAGCCACGUGACUCUCAUAAUGCAAAUAAAAGUUUUGUGAUGAA
This is a messenger RNA of Pleuronectes platessa (European plaice), 3939 nucleotides long. It is a transcript of the gene klf5b, whose product is annotated as Kruppel-like factor 5b. NCBI's taxonomy places the organism in Eukaryota, Metazoa, Chordata, Actinopteri, Pleuronectiformes, Pleuronectidae. Gene Ontology annotation, molecular function: DNA-binding transcription factor activity, RNA polymerase II-specific; RNA polymerase II cis-regulatory region sequence-specific DNA binding. The transcript is spliced from 4 exons. Bases 157 to 1503 code for a protein of 448 amino acids. Gene Ontology annotation, biological process: regulation of transcription by RNA polymerase II. The record is from RefSeq and is a predicted model, not a curated record.